Molecule: messenger RNA, 3425 nt
Organism: Colius striatus (speckled mousebird)
Lineage: Eukaryota; Metazoa; Chordata; Aves; Coliiformes; Coliidae
Gene: KCNJ8
Product: potassium inwardly rectifying channel subfamily J member 8
Exons: 3
Coding region: 231-1496 (421 amino acids)
Biological process (GO): potassium ion import across plasma membrane; regulation of monoatomic ion transmembrane transport
Cellular component (GO): plasma membrane
Molecular function (GO): ATP-activated inward rectifier potassium channel activity
Source: RefSeq, a predicted model, not a curated record
GCGGUGCGGAAGGCGGCGGGUCGCGGGCCGGGUGAGCCCAGAGCCAGGAAGGGCUGGGGUCCCUGCGAAGCGGCGCGGGGUGAGGUAGCCCUGCGCUCCGAGACAGGCCAGCUGGCGAGGAGUCGCGGGGGAGCCAGGCUUUCCGUAGGGUAGAGUGAGCCCAGCAGAGAAGUGCUAGAGGGACCAGCCCCUAUUCUUCAUCGUGCUGAGUGGACUAUGGUGGCAGGAAGAUGUUGGCUCGGAAGAGUAUUAUCCCUGAAGAGUAUGUGUUGGCACGGAUCGCUGCCGAGAACCUGCGCAAGCCACGCAUCCGAGACCGGCCACGCAAAGCCCGCUUCAUUGCCAAGAACGGCGCGUGCAAUCUGGCACACAAGAACAUCCGUGAGCAGGGGCGAUUCCUGCAAGACAUUUUCACCACCUUGGUGGACCUGAAGUGGCGUCACACACUGGUCAUCUUUACCAUGUCCUUCCUGUGCAGCUGGCUGCUCUUCGCUAUGAUGUGGUGGCUGGUGGCUUUUGCCCACGGGGACAUGGACCCGAGCACAGAAAAUGCUACAAACAGCACAAAGUGGACACCGUGUGUGACAUGUGUCAGGUCUUUCACCUCUGCAUUCCUCUUCUCCAUUGAAGUUCAGGUGACCAUUGGUUUUGGUGGCAGGAUGAUGACAGAGGAAUGCCCCUUGGCCAUCACGGUCUUGAUCCUGCAGAACAUCGUGGGUCUGAUCAUCAAUGCUGUGAUGCUGGGCUGCAUAUUCAUGAAAACUGCACAAGCUCACAGGCGGGCUGAGACCUUGAUUUUCAGCCGGCAGGCAGUCAUUGCAGUUCGAAAUGGCAAACUUUGCUUCAUGUUUCGAGUGGGGGACCUGAGGAAGAGCAUGAUCAUUAGCGCCUCGGUGAGAAUCCAAGUUGUUAGGAAGACUACGACCCCCGAAGGAGAAGUCAUACCUAUUCACCAAGUAGAUAUCCCUGUGGAUAACCCCAUUGAAAGCAAUAAUAUUUUCCUCGUGGCUCCCUUAAUCAUUUGUCACGUCAUAGACAAACGGAGUCCUCUUUAUGACAUCUCUGCUGCUGACUUGGUGCUCCAGGACCUGGAGCUCAUUGUGAUACUUGAAGGAGUCGUAGAAACAACUGGCAUCACGACACAGGCAAGAACCUCCUACGUAGCAGAGGAGAUCCUGUGGGGUCACCGCUUUGUACCCAUCGUCACCGAAGAGGAAGGCGUGUACGCAGUUGACUACUCCAAGUUUGGCAACACCGUCAAAGUGGCUGCACCACGUUGCAGUGCUCGAGAGCUUGACGAGAAGCCGUCCAUUCUCAUCCAGACUCUGCAGAAGAGUGAACUGUCCCACCAAAACUCCCUGCGGAAACGCAACUCCAUGAGGAGAAACAACUCCAUUCGGAGGAGCAACUCCAUGCGGAGGACCAAUUCCUCCCUCAUCGUACCCAAAGUGCAGUUUAUCACACCUGAGGGGAGCCAGAGUGCCUCAGAAACAUGAUACACAGCUUUGUGUGAGGUCUGUGGGCAUUGGCAGGAGAAGGCAUCUGCGAUGUUUUGUUUAAAUUUUCUCUUACUUAGGAAAAUGGGAACACAAUGCAGAAAAGAACCAUGCAAGAACUAUUUAUUCUAUUACUUACUGAAAGCACCAGCUAAUGGCAUUAGGAAACACUUGAGCACUUAGUGUAUGAAUGAGUAAAAAAUGGCACGUACACUAAAAAGAAAAACACAGUUCACUCAUGUAAUAUAAUGUGUAUUUAUAUUUGUUUUAAUGGCAUUCUAUUUUUGUAAGCAUAUUUUUCGUGUCAAAGGUCUCUUACCUUCUUCAGCUAGCUGUCACAGAAUAUGGUUUUCUUCGUAUGUCACUGGGUUACCCACCUGCAGGCAGAAGUGAGUGUCUUUUCAAAACUGCUGCACACAGCUGCUCCACUCCCGCCAAUUUUAUGAGGGUUACUUGGAUAUCAAUCUUUUUCAGGUUAAUUCCAUGUUCUCUUGAAAGGAAUAGCUGAAUUCUUCAAUGAUUUCACUGGAGAAGAGUCGAUAUUCUGCCUGCAGUUUUCCAGACCUUUUCUUUCCAUUGGUUUAUGGCAAAGGCAUUUUGAGAGCAAAUUUAGGGCAGCUGAAAUGACCCAGCCAUCUCAUAGGAAAACUAGUGCCACUCCGGGCAGCACCGGAAGAAAAAGCAGUGAAAUGGCAUGGCCUUUUGCACAGUCCUGCUCUUCUUCUCAGGAUGAGAUACUCCACUGCAAAACAAUGUGCAUCUAUAAUGUCCCAUCAGCCACCUGAGUAUCUAUCCAUUUCACUGAGAUUAUUCAAGCUGAAAAAAGCAAACACCUCUUUAGCAACCUCUUUGUACUGGAGGAAGACCAAAUCCUGGCUUGUGUUCUCUGAUAGAUCCAUACACUGAAGUAUACUUCCUUCACUUACAGUUUUUUUUAAUAGGAUUAUAUCUGUCUACUUCAGCAGAAGAUUACUUUUUGACAGUAGGAGUUCAUGAAUGGGAAUGAGAAGGAACCGUGCCAAUAGUGUUACAGUAUGUUCAAAACUAUCUGAACAAUGUUCAGGUGGACUUGGGUGCUGCUGCUGAAUUCAUAUUCAUCAACAAUGUCUCACCUGUGGUUUUAUAUGUGGCAUUGAAAAUUGGUGGCAAAUGACUUUUCUCUUCAAAUUAAAAUGCGCAUUUGUUAUCUAGUGCCUUCCCAAAAAUGUCAUCACAAGUUUUUCUAGAAGAAUAAAUGAGUGUACGGCAACUAGUUGUAUCACACUUGGUAAUGAUAAACUGAUGCAUACUUUUUGCCUCAGUGGAUAAGCAGUAUAACUAUGGAAAAAUUCCCGUGCAAGUUUCUUACUAAAGUUGUCCUGUGUCUGUGGUUCAAAAGAAAUGCUGUCUUUGUCCUGACUCUGAGUGACUCAAACUCUUAAAGAAUUAUGUAAUUUUAAAUAUUUGCAUAUUCCUGUCAGGUAAAAUAGUCAAAAGCAAUGUUGGAUUCUCAUACUCUUUGGAAGCCAGUUCAUCAGCACUUUUUGCAGGCUUCAUGCCCUAUUGGGUGGUGGCAUGGAGGGGCAUUGGUCUAUGGUGUAGACUCCUUGCAUUUGGAGCAGGUGCACUCUGGAACAUAAACACUGACAAAAUACUUCAUAUGAAGCAGGAGCAGAGACUGAAGUUUCUGCUAAAAGGAUUCAUUCUCUGGCCUACCCAUUAAUGUUCUGGAAAGAUGGACGAUGAACAUCUGGAGAUAUUAAUCUGUCCAUUCUGUACCAACAAUGAACGUCUGUAGCUUCCAAGAAAAGUCAGAGCAAAAUGUAUACAAUUUGUCUCUGGCCUCCAUUUCUAGGGAUGUGAAUCUCUUUGAGGCUGUCUGUUUGAUAUAUGGUUAAGCAGAUGCUGUACAAAAGCAAAUUUUCUACAAAAUAAAAAAAGUGACAAUAA